UUCAACUUUUUAUAUUGGAAAGACAGAGGAAAAGGAGGGAGAGAGAGAGAGAGAGAGAGAGAGAGAGAGAGAGAGGAACAACUCUUUAAUUCUUUUGAGAGGAUCAAUUUUUUUUUUUCCCCCUCUUGCUUUGAGGAUAAUUUUGGAGCAAGUUUAUUAUGGCUCAGACUUACAUCCCUCCAUUUCCGAACUUGAGAAACGGCGACGAUGUCAACUACACCGAAUGCUUCGACAUUGCUCGAGAGGAACGAAUCGCCGGCAUGACGGUUGACCCGAAUGACUCGAAUCAGAACCCGAAAACCAAUCCACCACCACCACCACCACCGGCGAAAACCAAGAGCGAGGGGCACCGACCCGUUAAAGCUUCGACCCGACCCGAUCCUCAACAUUACAAGGACAAAGUGGAUGAUGGCUCUUCGCGCCAGAAGUCGAGUAAAGCUGGUAGUAGAGGAGGGCCAUCCCCACUCCACCCAGCUCACGAAUCGAAACCGUCGAGGAAAGACGGAGCGAAUCCUCCCGCGGAGAGAUAUCCGACACAUAAUUCUCAUCAUCAGCAACACAAGGAUCAAAGGGAUGAUGGUUCUUCCCAUCGAAGGCCGAGCAAAGCAAGUAGCAGAGGACCAUCUCCACUACACCCAGCUCAUGAGUCGAAAUCUCUGAGGAGCGACAGACCGAAUCCUUUCGCAGAGAGAGUUCCGUCCGAUGGGCGCGGUUCCCAUACUCCGGGAAGAAGUCGGAGAAAACAUGCAGGAGGCCAAGGCUAUGAACCUCAGAAGGAAGACCAUUAUGCGAUCCCACCGCUCACUAAUUUCGAUGAAAAUAACGCGGUAAAUAUUACCGACGUCUUCAAGAAAGCGAAGGAGGAUCUAUCAUCUGCAUCACCUAAUGUUCAUGCCCAGCCAACUUAUCCAACUUAUCAAACUACCAAGCACGAAAAGAGUUCCCAGAAGAGUUGCUCGUGCUGCGCCGUGAUGUGAUUGGAAAAUUAUAUGAAGAUUGAAGAACCUGUAUAUAUUUUUAUAUACAUUCCCAGAAAAGCCUCUACUCUUGUGGAGAUUUAAAUUUCAUUUAUCAAAGCAUUUUUCUUCUGUUUCCAUGUGCCUUGUUCUUUUGUUCUUGUAAUUGACUAUUGAGUGUUUUAUAAGCAAAUGAAUUGGCUUUUGCAGCUUUUCAAUUUCA
Ananas comosus (pineapple) is the source of this 1179-nucleotide messenger RNA. RefSeq lists its product as uncharacterized. The record is from RefSeq and is a predicted model, not a curated record. Lineage: Eukaryota; Viridiplantae; Streptophyta; Magnoliopsida; Poales; Bromeliaceae. The coding region runs from base 159 to 977 and encodes 272 amino acids. The transcript has 4 exons.